Anopheles stephensi (Asian malaria mosquito) is the source of this 1756-nucleotide messenger RNA. RefSeq names its product malate synthase-like. The transcript is spliced from 6 exons. Gene Ontology annotation, biological process: glyoxylate cycle. Gene Ontology annotation, molecular function: malate synthase activity. The record is from RefSeq and is a predicted model, not a curated record. Gene Ontology annotation, cellular component: cytoplasm. Lineage: Eukaryota; Metazoa; Arthropoda; Insecta; Diptera; Culicidae. Bases 104 to 1747 code for a protein of 547 amino acids.
UAGCCAAACGGUGUAAGAUAAUGAACCUGUUAACGCUCCACACGGUAAUCGGUCGCUCGGCAAGCAGCCCUUCAAUUCAGUCGAGCGCUAGUGCGAAGUAACGAUGACCUGCAGCAACAGAGAGAUUCUAAUUGAAGCCGCACCACAACGACUAGAGGCCGCUUAUAGAGAAAUCUUUACCGAUGGAGCAUUGCAAUUUUUGGCGCGACUGGUGGCUGAAUUUGACUCCGAAGCUGAGCAGCUAUUACAAAACCGGGUCAAGCGUAGACUGCUGAUUGAGGAAGGCUCGUGGGUGCCAGAGUUCUGCAACCGCAGUGAGUCUUUGGAAUGGACAGUUGAACCGUUGCCGGCACGGUUGCGUAACCGUAAGCUCGAUCUUGGUGAUGUGAGUCCUGCCAAUACGGUUCACUUUACCGACUGUUUGUACGCCAAUGUGCAGGGAAUACAGGUCGAUUUCGAUGAUGGACACUGCCCUACCUGGCGUAACACGAUCCAGGGAAUAUCGAAUGUAACGCGUGCGGUGCAGGGUACGCUGCAAGGUGCUCCAGCUGAUGUACAGGCGUACCCCCUGCUAAUGCUUCGCCCAAGGGCGUUCAACAUGAUCGAGCAUCAUUGCAUCGUGAACGGGAAGGAGGUGAUUGGACCGCUGUUUGACUUUGCGCUGCUUAUGUACCAUAAUGGUCGCACGAUGGCAAACCUCGGCAUAGGGCCCUUCUUCUACCUCUCAAAGAUAGAGGAUCCGAGUGAAACGACGCUCUGGAACAAAAUCUUCACCUGGACCGAGGAUCAGCUGAGCCUGCCGAACGGGACGAUCAAAGCGUGCGUUUUGAUUGAAAACAUUCUCGCCGCCUUUCGUAUGGAGGACAUCCUGUACGCGAUCAAAGAGCAUGCGAUCGGAUUGAACUGUGGAAUCUGGGAUUACUGUGCAAGCAUUAUUGCCAAGUUUGGAUGGAGAAAGGAAUUUGUUCUACCGGAUCGCAACAAGUACGUUAAUAUGGGCCAACCGUUCUUGAGAAACUAUAUGCGGCUACUGAUCAACGUGUGCCAUAGACGGGGCGCACUGGCGACCGGUGGUAUGGCGGCAAAAAUUUUACCCCGUGGAAAGGAAAAAUCAAAUUUAAGUGACGACGAAAUAAUAGAAAGCGUGAAAUUGACAAAAUCGGUAGAAAUUGAUGCCGGCGUAGAUGGGUUUAUGAUUUACGAUCUACGGAUGGUUGAUGCCAUAAAUGAGCUGUGGGAAGGUAAAACGCACGGCGACAAUCAGCUCAACAUUUUACCCAACAUCAACCACGUUACAGCCGAUAGUUUGCUACAGAUUCCGAAGGGAGGCGUAACGAUCGACGGUUUAAACAAUAACAUUACGGUGGCGCUUCUAUUCAUUUACCAUUGGCUUACGGGAAGUGGUGUGUUCUUCCUGAACGGAUCCGUGGAAGAUUCGGCAACGGCAGAAAUCUCACGAUCCCAGCUGUGGCAGUGGAUCCGUAUGGGAGCCGUUUUGGAGGAUCGUGAAAAUGCCAUCGUUACGCGCCAGCUCGUCUAUCAGAUGAUGGAUAAAAUCAUCUCCUCCGCUUACCGUGCCUGGUGCAUUACGCCGGCCGAUCGGAAACGGUUGCUGUCCGCAAAGUAUAUGCUGCUGGACGUUAUCUCUUCGCGGCACUACAUCGAAUACAUCACCACGCAUCUGAACGAUAGUCACAAGUUUCGCACAUUGCACAAUAAAAAUGAUGGGCUGAUGGCUAAGUUAUGAAAACAAGAA